GAUGCACAAUAAGUACUUUCAUGGAUGACUUCGUCCAUUUUUUUUUACAAGCCGCUUGAUGGUCCUAAAUUAGGCGUCUCCAAUCGCUUAAUCAUGCGAAACGGGGAAACUAUUCCACAGUUGGGCUUUGGCACGUAUCGACUGCAUCAGAGUGAGGUUGAAGCUGCAAUCACCUAUGCUAUUAGUUGCGGGUUUCGUCACAUUGAUUGCGCUAAGGCCUACUUCAACCAAAAAGAAGUCGGUAUUGCGUUACAAAAAGGCUUCAAAAAUAUGCUUGCUAAACGAGAAGAUAUGUUUAUAACGUCCAAGUUGUGGUCCACGGAUCAACAUCCCGAUAAUGUUGAAUCAGCCUGCCGUGAAACUCUAAAGGAGCUACAGCUAGACUAUCUGGACUUGUACCUUAUCCACUGGCCAGUGUGCUGGAGAUAUUCCCCUAAGUUCAAAACAGAGGACGACAAAUACCCUAAAAAUUCAGAUGGGUCGCCAGCCAUAGUCGAAAAUGUGAGUCUUUCGGAUACGUGGAAAGCGAUGAGUGAAUUGGUAGAUAAGGGUAUCGUGCACUCCAUUGGGUUGUCUAAUUGUAAUGAGAAACAUUUGAAGGAGGUAAUGAAGCAAGACUCGCUUAACGCACCUGUCCUGAAUCAAAUAGAGUUCCACCCUGCCCUAGUAGACCAUGGCUUGGUGGCCUGCAACAAGAGGAAUAAUCUACUUACCGCUGCGUACUGCCCACUCGGUAUGGCGACGCGCACUACUCCCCCAGAAUUUGUUCCUCUACCGAAUGAAGCGACAAUUAAGCGGCUUGCUGAGCGGUCUGGAUUUUCACCUCAACGCCUGCUGCUCAAUUGGAACUUGGAUCAUAGUAAUGUUGUAAUUGUCAAGUCAAGUAAAGAAGAACACAUUAAGUCUAAUUCUAUGGCAGCAAGGUUUGCACUUAGUGAUGCUACUAGACUUGUUUUAGAUGGCUACCAAGAAAGUAUAGCGAAAUUUCGGGUGAUGAAUCCAAAAAAUUUUACUCAACUCGGAAAGUCAUUCUUUACAUAGUUCAUAUUAUUACGCCGCAAAAAUUAUAUUAAAAAAUUAUCGAGGAUUGCGCUUCCAUAUCAGAGAAUAUCAAAUGAUAAUGCAGUGCUUCAACAAUAUUGUCUAGGGAUUUCAUUAAA
Messenger RNA from Phytomonas sp. Hart1, 1160 nucleotides. The record is from the annotation of a GenBank genome assembly. Lineage: Eukaryota; Euglenozoa; Kinetoplastea; Trypanosomatida; Trypanosomatidae.